Messenger RNA from Grosmannia clavigera kw1407, 1386 nucleotides. RefSeq lists its product as uncharacterized. Lineage: Eukaryota; Fungi; Ascomycota; Sordariomycetes; Ophiostomatales; Ophiostomataceae. The record is from RefSeq and is a predicted model, not a curated record. Bases 1 to 1386 code for a protein of 461 amino acids. The transcript has a single exon.
AUGUUGCUGGCCGAUGAUCGAUUACGGGAAAGGUUACGGGUAGCCGUUCCUCUGGCUAUCGCUUUUCUUUUUGCCUGGAGCUUUCGAAUAUUUGGACUUCGCGAUGCUGUCCUGUCACUAAUCUACGUGCCCGAGAGGCUGUCGGAAGAGAGCUUGUUCGUGCAACAGGCCCUGAAGGUCGAGUUCCCAGCACCAAUCGACUACGGUCCGAUCCAAGAAGUAUGUGCACGCACGCACUUCAGGCCAGGCCUCCUCUUCACCUGUGAGGGUCAACACGGCGGCAUCGGCAUGCUUCGGAAUCAGAUGCUGAAAUGCAUACGAUAUGCUAUACACGGCGGCGGUGCGCUGGUGAUCCCAUCAAUGGCACUGCGCAACGCAAAAAACCUGGCCGACAUCGAGACGGCCACCGAGAUGCCCAUGGAGUACAUGCUGGACCGCAAAGCCUUUGUCCGGCACCUGACCGAGGGCUGUCCCGGCAUGCGCCUGUACGACCGUGCCGAGGAAUUUCCGUUUUACGACCAGCGGCAGGGGGAACCUCUGCCUCUGCUGGGCGACCAGUUCGAGCCCGACCAUCCCCCUGAAGGGCUGCAGUAUCCCCGUGCAUGGCGCCGUUUCUUUGACGAUUGGCUCGUUCGGCAGUCUGUGCAGAUCCAAAGCGAAAGACCGGUGCACAUCCAGAUGGAACAGUCUUUUCUCGAGUAUCCCGUGCGCAACGACGGCGACGCUUUUGUGCACGAGUUUGGCAAGGUCCUGUCUUUCCGCAACGACACUCGCGCCCUGGCUGAAAAAGUACUUUUCAGGCUCAAGCAGCGGUUCGCACUGCCCAUCAACCCGGCCGAUGUUAUUCACCCUGACGCGUACUACAGCGCACACCUGCGGCUCGAGUCCGACGCCAUCUGGGCCUGGCCGCCUGACGAGUGGCGUUUCUCACGCAUGGAAGACCAGUUCGACGAGCAAUACCGCAAUCUAAGGCGCACGGGUCUCAGCGUAGUGUACGUCGCGUCAGGAAACCAGACCGUGGUGCGGCUUUUUGCCGACUACCUCAACCGGCGUCUUGCGGUAGAUCCAGGCCACGAGCAGAAAAAUGUGACGGUUGUGACAAAGCAGGACCUACUGGAGGAACUGGACCGCCAGCGGUUGGACAGCAUGACGUUCGACCAGCAGGCUCUGGUGGACUUUAUGGUCAUGUUCAAGUCGAGCGCGUUUAUGGGUGUGGCGCACUCCAGCUUCCCUUGGAACGUUGCUCUGCGGAGGCACGAACUGAGCAAAUACGCCCAUUAUGCAAACGAGGGUUCGGAUUUGUUGCGAGACGAGUACAGCGUGAUUAUGGGGAUGAUGGCUGACUACCCAUAUAUUGACUCGUUUGUCACGAGCAUAUGGCCGUGA